UCUCUCUCUUUCACUUGCCUGCGUCCUGUUCUCGCGUUUCUCUUGUCUCUCUCUCUCUCCACAUCGAAGCUGCUGCUUCUUCUUCUUCUUCGCCAUGGAUCGCAAGAACGUCCUCUCCCUCGCGUUGCUCUGCCUCGUCGUCGCCGGCGUCGGAGGCCAGUCCCCCGCCGCCGCCCCCACCAAGUCCCCGCCGCCCCGGCCCCCGCCGCCUCCUCCCCGUCGCCGCCCCCGCCGCGCCCACGACGCCCGCCCCCGCCGCCUCGCCCCCGCCGCCUCCACCCCGCCGCCGCCGCCUCCGCUCCGGCCUCGACUCCCCUCCAAGGCCGCGGCGCCCGCUCCCGCCGUCGCCCCCGCGUCCCCGCCUCCGGCGACCUCCUCCCCCCCGGUCCCAGCGCCGGCGAGCUCCCCCCCGGUUCCGGCUCCCGCGAAGUCGCCUCCCUCGCCCGCGCCGGUGACUGCUCCGGAGAGCUCUCCCCCGGCUGCCGUAGAGGCUCCGGCGCCGGCGCCCAGCAAGAAGAAGUCGAAGAAGAGCGCGGCAGCUCCGUCGCCGUCGUUGCUCAGCCCACCUGCACCGCCUGCUGAGGCGCCUGGGGCGAGCCGGGAUGAGGCAUCGUCUCCUGGACCUUCAUUGAACGAUCAGAGUGGAGCAGAAGCCAUGAGAAGCGUGCAGAAGAUAGCCUCAGGCCUAGCAUUAGGAUGGGCUGUCCUCGGAUUGAUCCUCUAGAGAGAGAGAGAGAGAGAGAGAGAGAAACACGACUGAGAGAGAGAUUGUUGUCUGUUCAUUUGAAUUCAUUUAAUCUUUUUUUUAAUCCCUCGGGCCAUGUUAUCUUCAUCAUAUGACGGGCUGCAUCUGUUGUUCAUUGAUAUAUUCAAUUGUGUGCUUUACCCCCAGUGCAAAAACCAUGAUCUGUAUCUUGACUGGUGACGGUGGGAUUCGGGACUUUUUCAUUUGUAAUUCUUUUGUGGGGGAGCUUCUUGAGGGAAGCUGGCUCUGUCUAGCCUCAUUUGUUAUUCGGUCUAAAGAACUUUUUUAAGGGACCCCUCUUGGGUAGUAAUAAUUCUCUUUUUUACAGCUGUGUUAUGUUAUUAAAUUUGCUUGGGGAACUUUCUUAAGUCCUUAUUAUUUUAUUCCUA
Syzygium oleosum is the source of this 1134-nucleotide messenger RNA. RefSeq names its product lysine-rich arabinogalactan protein 18-like. Gene Ontology annotation, cellular component: plasma membrane. Lineage: Eukaryota; Viridiplantae; Streptophyta; Magnoliopsida; Myrtales; Myrtaceae. The record is from RefSeq and is a predicted model, not a curated record. Bases 95 to 724 code for a protein of 209 amino acids. The transcript has 2 exons.